GCAUCAUUUGCCGCCCCUCCCUCUGGUUCAUCCACACCAACAGCGCACAACUAAGGACGGCCAGAGGAUUUUCUAAUAUCAGUGAUAUCCUUGAGACAGUGGUGUUGGUGAACCCAUCAGAAGAGGCUGUUUCUUCAGAGGUCCAUUCUCUGAUCACUGACUUGCCUGGAAAUAAACUGUUGACACUGAGUGGGCAGAUCUCUGAGGAGGGAGGUGACAUCCUUCCACAAGGUGGGGCAUUCACUUGGCAACACUUCUCCGAUAUCAUCUUCAGCACUCAAGUGGUAGCAGUCCUUUCCAGGGCCUCUCCACAGCAGCCAACAAGUCUUACUGUUUCCUGUCAAGUAGACGGAGGCUGGAGCUUCCUGGGCCAAAGACAAGAGCAGCAUCUGUUUCAAAAUAUUCUGCAAUACCGCUUGAACCCUGAGCCUCACCUGGCCAACAUGGAAGGAGUGACAGAAUUUACAGAGUACGUCUCAGAGACAGUCGAUGUACCCACACCAUUUGACCUUCUAGAGCCCCCGACUUCUGGAGGAUUUCUGAAACUGUCCAAACCUUGCUGCUACAUCUUUCCUGGAGGAAGAGGAGACUCUGCUUUGUUUGCUGUCAAUGGGUUUAACAUCCUGGUGGAUGGCGGGUCGGACAGAAAGUCUUGCUUCUGGAAACUGGUUCGCCACCUUGACAGGAUUGACUCGCUUCUGCUUACCCAUAUUGGGGCAGACAACCUUCCUGGUAUCAAUGGCUUGUUCCAGAGAAAGAUUGCAGAGCUGGAGGAGGAAGGCAAUCAUGGAUCUGGUUCGAGCAGCAGUGGUGAGUCAAUGAAGAACCUAAUAUCCCCUGAGCUUGGGAUUGUAUUUUUGAACGUCCCUGAGAAGCUUCGGAUUCCAGAGUCCACUCUAAAAGUGAAACGAAGCAUUGAGGAAGUAUCUCUUACACUGCAGUACCUCAACAAGCUAGGGAUCACACCUGAACCACUUCACAGGACAGUAAGUAACACCAUUGAACCCAUCACACUCUUUCAUAAACUUGGAGUGGGAAAGUUAGACAUGUAUGUGCUAAACCCUGUUAAGGAGAGCAAAGAGAUGCAGUUUCUUAUGCAAAAAUGGUCUGGGAACAGCAAAGCCAAGACUGGUAUUCUGAUGUCUAAUGGAAAAGAAGGAGAAAUAUCUGUUCCCUAUUUGACAUCAGUUACUGCUCUUAUUGUUUGGAUUCCUCACCGUCCUACAGAAAAGAUCAUUAGGGUUCUCUUUCCUGGAAACGCACCACAGAGUAAAAUCUUUGAGGGCCUUGAGAAGCUGAAACACCUUGACUUUCUGCGAUACCCAGUAGCUACUCAAAAAGACAUAUCAUCUGGUGCACCGCUGCCCAUUAUUAAACAGACUAAAAUGAAAUCAAGAACUGACAGCAAAGAGAGUCUCAAAACAUCACCAAAACCAAACUCAAAAACAGCCAAGAAAGAAACUGUUGGUCAAGAAGAAGAGUCCAAGAGUGAAACUACUAAAGAGAAUAAAGUGGAAAAGAAAGAGGAGAAAAAACUGAAAAGUCAAAGUCUAAAGGCCACCAAACAACAGAAAAAUAGUGAGGUUGCUCCUGUGACAGGAAAAUCAGAGAAGAAGAAAAUAUCUCAUGAGAAAAGUAGCAAAAUGGACAAAGUGUCCAGAAUGGAUGAAAAGAAGGAUAAGGAGAAGAAGGAAAUUAAUAAAGACAAAGUAAAAAAAGAUGAAAAUAUUAGAAAAGAAGAAAAGAAGGAAAACAAGGAGCUCAUAAAGAAGGAUACAAAUAAGACAGAACUGAGAAAGAUGACAAAACCUGACCUAAAGCCACUCACCCCUGAAGUCAGAAAAACUUUACACAAAGUCAAGACUCAGACCAAAACCAAGACAGAAAAAAAUACAGUCAGUAAGGAGCAUGCAACUGGUAAGAAGAAAGUCCCUGAGAACCUCCAUGAAGAGGUCAGAGCAGCAGCUCUUGCAGACAGGUCCAUUGCGUCUUCCCCCGAGGACCUUACUGACGACUUUGAGGCUCUGAAAAGAGAAGAGCUGUCCAAACCCAAGACCGACGCUACCCAGAUAUCUGAGGUGUCAGUUCACAAAGACACUAAAGUUUCUAUGUCAUUUUCUCCUGAUGAUAAAAUUACACCAUUGGGUACUAAUACAGCGAAUGUUUCAUCCACAUUCAAAACAGACAACACAGACAGGAAAACUUCAGAACAAAUUAAAUCUAAAAAAAAAGAUUCAAACAGGAAACAAGAGGACACGACUUUUGAAGAUUAUGACAAAUAUUCUGCGAAGGAUCACCUAAAAGACAUAUCAAAGAAGAGUGAUAGCUCAGAGGAUGAUGAUGAUGUAAUUGAAAAAGCUGAGCUUGAAGGAACUGAAGAUGAUGCAUUUAUCAAGUAUAAAACACAGGAGAUAAAAAAAGAAAGCACCGCAAAAGAAUUGGAAAACAAAAUAACUCCACAACUGACCUCAUCCACUGCAGCAAUGCCUGGACAAGGAGUAGUAACAUCGGCCUCAGAACAGUUCUCCUUUAUCCAAGAUGAAACCAUCCCUGGUUACUCUGAGACUGAACAGACCAUUUCUGAUGAGGAGAGCCAUGAUGAUACAGAAGAAAGAAUGCCACAGUUACGAUUAAGUGUAGGAUGUCAUGACAUCUCAGUCCCUGAUGCCCCUCAAACUUUUGAUUCUAUGCACAGUAUGAAAGAGAUAAAAAACUUUGCUGUGUCUGAUGUUGUGGAUGUCAAAACCAAAGCCCUCAUGGGAGGUCAGGAGUCGGAGAUAGCAAUUUACCCUGCUGUCAUUGCGGCUCCUCUUGCAGAGGAGGAACACAUAUCGUCAGCCACAUCCAUAACAGAAUAUGACAAGAUGUCUUCAUUCGCCACAUCUGUAGCUGAAGACCAGUCCAUAGCAUCUGUUACAGCCCCUCAGACUGAAGAAGUUGGAAGGAACUCUCUCCUUGAUACCAUCAACAAUGUACCCUCACAUACAGAAGGCACCCAAGGAAAGGAAUAUCUCCAUUCUGCAGGUACCAUUUCACCCACUUCCUCUCUGGAAGACGACAAAUGUUUUAAGUCUCCCUCCUCUGAUGAAUACCAACCCAAUAUACAUGAGUUGGAGAGUGAUUGCAAGGGCAAUGCAGCUCAUGAUGAAGAUGAUGAUGAAGAAGACGAAGAUGAGGAUCAGACUCCAAAUGUUGAUAUCCCACUGGGUAAACUCCAAGAGGGCUAUGAACAUGCAGCAACCAUGCUGCUCAGGAAGAAAGAGAACUCUCCUCCUCCCACUAUUUCUCCUGUCUUCUCUGCCAAGCAGCACGCUCCCACACAGGUUGUCAGCGAAAAACUGUCUCCAUUUAGUACAGGUGGAUUCGUGAUCAGCACUGGAAUACGACCUGUAUCGCCAACUCUAACUCUCACCACUGGAAUGGAGUCCCACUCCACAGAAGACAGUGAAGACAGAUGUCCAAGUCCAGAUGACAGCACUAUGAAACUGGCUUCACCCACACAGUCAGUGCCUACAAGCAGUGGCUACUCUCCAGCAGAGGAAAAGCUCUUAACGAGAGGAGAGAAAAAUGAAGCAGUGUCAAACUUGAAAUGCGACACUCACAAUGUCGAGAAGUCAGUCACUAUUUCCGAUAAUUCAUCCUUCAUUGGAAUGCCAGGUGACAAAACAAUGUUAGAGGCAUCAGAAGAAUCUGAAGAGAGUUUGGAUGAAGAUGACUAUUACACAAAAAAGGAUCUUCAGCCAGCUAUUAAGGCUAAACUUAUGGAGGCAAAAGAAGGGUGCUUCCUGGAUGAUGAUGUAACAAAUGAGGCAAAGAUCUCCAAGAUAAACGUAGACCUUGAAAGCUUAGAAAAGUCUCCAAAGGCGGAUGAGAAACAUAAGCCUCAAGUCAUAUACUCGGAUGAGGAUGAAACAGAUAAUUUCCCAACUGGAUUAGAAUCAAGCAAAAUGUGUCAAGAAAGUGCUGAAAAACCAAAUAUGUCUCUCACAGGGCCUGAGAAAAGUGUUCAAUUUAGUAUCUGUGAUUUCCCAGAGAAGGAGACCAAAGAGAAAGCCAUCUAUAUAAGACAAGACACACCUUAUGUGCAUGGCAAAACAUUCUCUUACGGUGACAUUUAUGAUAGCAAACCAAGUUCUGUGGAAUCAGAUUCAUUUCAUCAAGAGUCCUUAGAUGAGGUGGAGAAAGAAAUUUCAAGGGAUGAAAUGGGUUUGCCACGAUACCCUGUAACAGCGAGAGAUAAGAUGUCAGAAAACAUUGCAUCUUCUACUUCUUUAUCGUCGGAAAUGGAUCCUUUGUCCUUUCCAAUGCAACCUGACCAGCUAAACGCCUCAACUUAUUCCUCAAUGACAGCAUUCAAUGUUGCCAAAGCUGCUGACACUGACAGUAAGGAUCAGGGUGCAUGUUUGGAGAUUGAUAUGCGGCAAAUUACAGCUAGAGAUGAGGAAGACAACGAUGAUGAUGAUGAUAAUGAUGAGGAGGAUGAAGAUGAAGAAGUUGAGGAUGAAGAUGAAGACGAAGAAGUUGAGGAUGAUAAAGGUGGUGUUGAUUCUGAUAUGGAGAAAGGUGCCAAAGAGAAGUUUGAAAAGGAAGUAAAAUGUCCUGAAAGUGAAUUGUUUAGCACAAUUAAGCCUGAAUUUAUGGUUUCCAUGGCUGGAUAUGGCUUUAACAGUCAGGGCAAGUCGGGUGUGAAAGAAAACCUUUCCAGCUCACGCACAAACGUAGCAGAUGACGAUAUGGCAGACAUCUUAUUCUUGAAUGGAAAGUCAAAUGGGGGGUCGACAGGUUUCUGUGGCUACUCCACAGAGUUACACCCUUAUGGAGGAGAACAUAAGAAAUCACUUCUGCUGAGUCAGACCACGGACAAAGGAAAAGAGGAAAUUACCUUGAAGUCGUCAGAGAGAGGUUUUGACCAGAAUGAUGGAGGUGAUCCUGAUUUUGAGAAACCUCAGUCCCCAGACCACCUAAGCAAAAUACCACCAGACACAAGCUUUCAGUACACGACCACUGCUGCCCCUGGAUAUUCCUCUUCCUCUGCCUAUAGUUACUCCUCUUCUACGUCAGGCUCCUUCUCAACCAGCCGUCAGCUUGGAGAAGAGCUGGAGACACCUGCCUCAGCCGAGCCACUGUUUGAGUAUUCCUCCUUUAAAGAAGAACACUCUCCAGUCAUAGACUCUCCCUUCUCCACUUUAACUGGCACCAAAGAUGAUUGUCUUGAAGUAUCUGAGAAACAGAUCACUGGUACAACCACAGCUGAGUCUACCUCUAGCUUUGCCCACUUUUCACCCAUGAGCCCAUUUGAGGAGGUCAAACCCUUCCCUUUACAUUCCAUUGCUUCUCCUGAAGACAAAAAGGAACACACAUCUUUAUGUAGCUUCAUGGAUAAACACCCUCAAUCAGACUGCUUCUAUAAGCCUGAGUGGUCUGAGGUAUCAACUUUGAAAUCUGCAAAGGACUUUGGGCACUCACUAACCAUGCACUCUCAAGAAACAGCACUCUCAGUUGAUAAAGAGGCAGCCAGUGCUGCUCUGUUCUGUGUCACUUCUUCACCACGGCCGGACACUGAAGGGAAGCAUUACUUUGAGGAGAGUGACAGUAGCGAAGAAGAGGAUGAGGUAGAUUAUAUGCAGGAAAUGACUCGAAUAUCACCCUCAAGUGGUCUCACUGGUACAUUGACAUUUUCUGACAAGCCAGUUUCUUCAGCUGAAGGUGAAAAGACAAGCAGUGCUGAUGUUCUUGGCUCAUACAUGUCCUCACCACUUCAAGCCAGCAAGCCAGACCCAACCAAUGGAACCACAGAUGUCAGUGCAAGCUCAACCCUCCCUGCUGGAGCUUCAGCUAGUGGUGCAGUUCCAGGUACAGAUAGGGUAGAGUCUAAAGAGGGUGCCGGAGGCUACAGGAGCUCCUAUGAAUGGGAAAUGUCCAAGUCUCAGAGAGGCAGGAUGCCUGGUGACUCCCCUCCCCAUUAUCGUCAUGAUGAUGAGUUUGAAGAGGAGUGUGAAAUGGAGCCAGAGCACCCAGCACGCCCACUUUCUCUCUCAUCGACUAAUCAGCCAUUUCACUCUCCGUUCUAUGCUGAUGAGUGCAGCCGACAAGGGCAGGAUGACUUUGAUGAUGAGGAUGAUGAUGACAGUGAUCAGGAUAUUGCUGGCAAAGCACCCACAGGAGCAGCCUCUCCAUAUGCAGGCCACACCUCUCCAGGAUAUUCAUCCUGUGAGUACAAACAGCGUAAAACUGACCUUUCACCUUCCUUUAUCAACCCAUGCAUGCAGCAGCUAUGUAGUGAUGAAGAUGAUGAAGCGCAAGGACAUCAAAGUGAGCAGUCGCAGGAGGGAGAUGAAAAUGACAUGUCAGUUAAGAAAAGCACUCACAAGCACCCCCACAUUCUUCAGUCCCACAGCAGUUCUUUCCAUCAAGCCAGUGACAUGUCAGCAGCGUUGGGUCUAGCAACAGAAGACACACCACCCACUUCUAUAACCGAGUCCCUCCCCUCUCAGUCAGACUCUGAAGUGCCUCCAGGCACAGAAGAGUACCCGUCAUUCACUGGUGAAGGCAACAUUGAUUCAGAUGAGGAUGCAGACUGUAUGCCUAUUGACAAAAUAUCUUCCACAGGAGAAGGCAGUCAUCACCCUGCCUCCUGGAAGAGCCAUGACCCACUUCCCACACCUCAAAAGGACCCCUACCCCCACCCUCCUCACCCUGAUGUGUGCAUGGUGGAUCCUUACUCUUUGGGUAAUGCCUCAGUUAAGAAAGAGCCUAAAGCUAAAGGCUUGAAGAAAACUUCUGGGAAAACCAAAUCUGCGUCCCCAGCCAGGCGCAAGAAGUCCCCCUUGCCUGUCAAACAGACAUCAUCUCCUCGCAGUGUGUCACUGAAAAGGAAGGAAGCAGACAAGAGUUCACGCAUGUCUCGCCUGUCUGAUGGGCAAGGCUCAAAGGAUGAUGAUCUCUCAAGGUCAAGUUACAACCCUGGCAAGGGGCUGACCAACGGUAGCAAGAGCAGUUUGGGCUCGCAAAAGGCUGGUUGUACAGCUCCUAUUUAUGUUGACAUGGCCUACAUUCCCAAUCACUGCAGUGCCAAGAAUAUUGAUCAAGAAUUUUUCAAACGCAUACGCUCUGCAUACUAUGUGGUGAGCGGGAAUGAUGCUGCAAGUGGUGAACCAAGCCGAGCCGUUCUCGAUGCACUGCUGGAUGGCAAAGCUCAAUGGGGGACAAAUCUUCAGGUGACGCUGAUCCCGACUCACGACACAGAAGUCACUCGUGAGUGGUACCAGCAGACACACGAGCGACAGCAGGAGCUUAACAUCAUGGUCCUGGCCUCCAGCAGCACUGUGGUCAUGCAGGAUGAAUCUUUCCCCGCCUGCAAGAUUGAGUUUUAGGAAUGCUGUCACAUGCCUGGCCUCCAUACUCUUAGAAUAACUCUUUUCUCAAGUUUGAUUAAUGUGUUUUUGUCCAUUUUGCGGUGAUUUUACAGAAAUACUAAACAGAAUUUAAUUUCAUUUAAUUCAGUUUUAAAAAAAUGUUUACUAUUCAUUAAGCUUGUUGUGACUUUCACUGUUUACAACAAUUACAGUAUGUCCUCCUGACAUUAUCAUUCCAGUGUUCUAUUUAAGACAAAGUGGAUGUCAGUGUCCUUACACAAGUUUUGAAACAAUAGGAGAAAAGGCAAAUAGGCAGUUUCUGUCAAGAAUUUUUAGUUGCUAUUCCUUCAUUUGGCUUACAUCUAUAUACAUCCUUGCGCACCAAAGGCCAAUUUGAAUUGCUGUCCUCCCCAGUAUCUCAGUUUUAGUUCUUUUGCUGUACAGCUAAUCAGAAUGAAAUAUUGUGCUGGUAGAAAAUUGCUAUUGUGAUCAGUUUCCUCACUGUGAUGACAGUUUCAGUGUUUGAAUUUUGUGCCUCCGAUUGAAAUAUAGAAUAAUAUUGGAGAGGCCACAGUGUCCCUUCAAUGUCUUUCAACUAUAUUUGCUGUAGCAUAGGAAAGAUCUUAAUCAAACGUCCAUAUUGUUGUGAACUAUUUCUUUGAUGAAAAUCACCUGUUACGGUUAGUACUGAUGUGGAUUUGACCAAUAAUUUCUAAGUAUAUUUCUGCUGUAGUCUUUGAGGUUUCCCCCUCGUUUAUAUGUUGUUGAUAUGCUGUUGCAGAAAACUGAAGAGAAGGGUAGGCAGAUGUGAUGUCUACAGAAAUGGUCGUCCAAUCCGAGACGUUCUCUCUUUAUAAAGAGCAGCACGUUGUACAUCUGAAGGAAGAAGUUAAACCUCAUAUCAGCUGCUGCAUCUUAAUCAGCUUUUUCCAAAGCUGCAUCCAAGAAUGAAGAAUGUACGACAAUAGAGCAGUGAUUUCCAACCUUUCUGGAGCCAAGGCACACAUUUUACAAUUGAAAAAUCUCACGGCACACCAACAAACAAAAAUAUCACAAAAAGUGAAAACAUUAAUUACUGUAUGUAUUUCCUCCCAUCUAAUAGAAGAGCAUUUAUUUGUUCUGUCUGUCACUAUUCCUCACUGGCAUAAAUAGAUGAACAAAGAUACAUUAUUUCUUGUAACUAAAUAAUUUUUCGAGCAAUUAUGUAAAAUGUUAUAAUUUCCCAUGGCACACUAAUUUGCCCAGGCACACUGGUUGAGAAUCACUGCAAUAGAGGGAGAGGUUGUGUUUGCACAUUGGACAAGAUGUGGGCUGGUGUGAUUGGUGGUAAAGGUAAGACCCACGUGCCUUUUAGUUCUGAUGUGCUAGAGGGUGGAAGGGGAGAAAUGCGUAUUUGUUAUUGAGACUGAACAGUUGCUUAGUGCAAGAGAUUUUGAUGAGCUGGUCUCAAUAGUUUUUGUGAGUUUUGUCCGUGACGUGAAUGCACAAAAAGCGAAGAUUCAUGUUUUGCAAGUAGAGCACUUUCGAAAGCAUCAAAUCAGAGUUUCAGUGAUUGAUUUCCACAAACUGCCAGUUUUAAAAAAUAAGCACAAAUAACAACCAGUAUACAAAAGUAAAAGCAGUUUUUCCUAUUUACUUUAACAAGAAAGAAAUGUAAUGAUUUGAAAAUCCUUUUCAAUAGGUUGAAAUUAUUUGUUUUUGAACAGAAACAUUUAGACAUGAUUUUAUUCUAUUUUUAAAAGUAUACGGGUCAUUUUCAUUGAAUUUGAUCGUUAACGUUAAAGACACACACAAAAUUUAAUUUAUCGGUUUUUUUAUGCUGCCUUGGGUUUAUAUGGGUAAAUGUCUCUGAAACAGCCACGCUUAAAGCCCAAAUUUCAAAAGGUUAUUGAUUUAACAUUUUAGGCAUUCAUAGUAAAGGUAAUCCUUAUUGACAGAGCAAAUGGUGGUGGCCCAUUGAAACACACUUCUUUUUAUAACGGUAAAGGAAAACGUGCAUAACGAUAAAGACAUGAACAGCUUCGUAAAAAUCGUGUGAAUUGCACAAUUUAGGUGUUGACCUUCAAACUCUUCAGAUACAAGUGCAUGAAUUAUCCUAACUACUCAUUACACUCUUUAAAGGUAAAGACAUGCAAUAGUUCCAAAACGUUCACAAAUUCAUGCCUGUGUAUAUUCUCACGCAUCCAGGUCAUUUCAUUCUCAGGGCAUUGAACUGAUCACAACUGCACUGUUCUGUUUGUCUUAGAAAACGUUUCGCCUCUCAUCCGAGCAGGCUUCAUCAAUUCAUGCAACAAGGCUUAGUUAGGACACACUAGCACUAAUGGGCUAGUAGAGCAAAGCAAAGCAAAUUCAUUUAUAUAGCGCAUGCAAUGUGCUUUGCAUGAUAAAAAGCAUUUAAAAACAAAGAAAAAACAGCUUAUAAACAUUUAAAACAAAGAGGAAAAAAUGACAUAAAAAUACAAUUAAAACAGCAUACAGUGCAAGAAAUAUCAUUUAAAAGUGGAAAUGCUCUAAAAAGCAUGAGAAAAAAGGAGUUUUUAACCUGGACUUAAAAACAUGUACUCUGACAUCACUUCUGCUGGCAACUUAGGCCAUUUGUGUGCAGCAUAAUAGCUAAAUGCUGCUUCACCAUAUUUGGACUCUGUGCUCCACUAUUUGACCUGAGUCUGUCGAUCUCAGAGCCCUACUGGGUUUAUAUCCCAUUAGCAUUUCAUUCAUGUAUUCAGGACAUAAACCGUUUAGUGAUUUAUAGACCAGUAGCAGAACUUUAAAAUCUAUUCUAAAGCUGACUGGAAGCCAGUGUAAAGACUUUAGAAUUGGAGUAAUAUGUGCUGGUCAGAACCCGAGCCGCAGCAUUCUGAAUGAGCUGCAGCUGUUUAAUGCUUUUUAGGGAGUUCAGUCAGAAGACCAUUACAAUAGUCAAGUCUAAUUGAGAUAAAUGCAUGGAUGAGCUUCUCCUGGUCUGCUUGACACAUGCAAGCCUUCACUCUGUAGUAGUGUAAAUUAUCCUAACAACGCCAGAACUACCGGGCUUGCGCGUCCUAAUUGAGCCUUGUUGCUUGAAUUGAUGAAACCUGCUCGGAUGAGAGGAGUAAUGUUUUCUAAGACAAACAGAACAGUCAAGUUGCGAUCGGUUCACAAAUUCAUAUAUAUUCUUUCAUAUCACCAUUUACUUUGCUGGCUGCUAUUGUGUGAAUGCAAAAUGACUGCCUUAUCUUGGUGCUUCAGCUCACAGAUCCCUCUGGUGUAUUGUAACAACAUAAUGAGGCUCUCUCCAGUGGUAUUAUUGGUAAAGACAGCUUGAGUAAAAGAGGACCAUUUGUAAAAGACCCCCCCCCCCCC
Messenger RNA from Phyllopteryx taeniolatus (common seadragon), 10697 nucleotides. It is a transcript of the gene map1aa, whose product is annotated as microtubule-associated protein 1Aa. The transcript has 6 exons. The record is from RefSeq and is a predicted model, not a curated record. Gene Ontology annotation, cellular component: neuronal cell body; microtubule associated complex; synapse. NCBI's taxonomy places the organism in Eukaryota, Metazoa, Chordata, Actinopteri, Syngnathiformes, Syngnathidae. The coding region runs from base 444 to 7373 and encodes 2309 amino acids. Gene Ontology annotation, molecular function: actin binding; microtubule binding. Gene Ontology annotation, biological process: microtubule cytoskeleton organization; regulation of microtubule depolymerization; dendrite development.